CCGAAAAAGGGAAACGAAACGAUACAAAACACAGGAAAUUAGUGAACAAAGUUAAAACUGCCAUGUGAGUUCAUGAGAAUUACCAAUACAAACAUAUAGGAGGGUUUGGGGUUUAUUUUAAAAAGUCACUCAUUCAAAUUUGAAAAUAUUUGUUAUCUACAUUAUUUAUUUCAAAUAUAAAAUGCUGCAGAGAGCAUCUUGCACCCAAGAAAAUCCUCUCAACAAUACUCCUUUGUUCCAUUCACUGCGUGCAUCUACUAUACAGUACAGCUGGAGUGACCUCACUGCUCCAGACGAUGACCUUUGGCCAUCAAGCAACGUCAAAAGUGAGAGAACACUGAGCUAAUUAUGGCAUUCAAACACGCACCUGCUGACGUCCUUCACUGUGCAGCGAGCAGCCUUUGGCAGCAAGCGUGCGCUCGACUCGACCGCGCCAUGGUCCUCCUGCCUGUGUGAGACGAGAAUGUCAGGGCGCGAACAGCAGCAAUACGACCUGGUGCUCAUUAAAGAACUGGAGAUCACUUUGGAUUCUUGCACAUUGGGGCUGGCAGCAGUGGAUGAAGUCUGGCCCAACCUGUUCAUAGGGAACAUAGCUGUAGCACAAAAUAAAAAGACUUUAUCUAAACUGGGCAUCACUCACAUCCUGAACGCAGCUCACUCCAAGCAAGGCAGCAUCGGUGACCAAAGUUUCUAUGGCAACGCUUGCGUUUACUGCGGUGUACCAGGGGAAGACUCGGACCACUUUGACCUGAGCCAGUACUUCAAAUCCGCAGCAGACUUCAUCCAUAAAGGCCUGAAGUAUGAUCAUGGAAAAGUGUUGGUGCAUUGCAUUAUGGGUAUGAGUCGCUCUGCCACUUUGGUGCUGGCCUACCUGAUGAUACGGCAGCGUCUCUCACUCCAGGAUGCUGUGAAGCAUGUUGUCCAAAAGAGAGCCAUUUACCCUAAUAGGAACUUUCUGAUGCUCCUCCACAAGUUGGGUGAACAGCUGGCAUUUAAAAGGAAGAUGUGUCCCCUCCUCUGAGGCCUCCUCAAUGACCACAUUAAACUUCUCCAUCCCUCAAUGGACAUCAGAGUGUGUGACGGUCCUCAUGUUUAUGAUUUGUAUGCAACAAAAUGUCAUUACAUGUCAACAAACUUUGUAAAACCUUUUAAGAAAAUAUUAGAAAAGUACACUGUUUUAAUGUUGUCAAUAGUGCACACAUAUGUAACAAUGCGUUGUUUUGUUUGUUUUUUUAAUUGACGUUCAAAGGCAACUGUAAUAGUUUUUUAAAGAAUUUAAUAAACCAAAAUA
This is a messenger RNA of Entelurus aequoreus (snake pipefish), 1291 nucleotides long. Its product is annotated as dual specificity protein phosphatase family protein. Gene Ontology annotation, biological process: protein dephosphorylation; negative regulation of MAPK cascade. NCBI's taxonomy places the organism in Eukaryota, Metazoa, Chordata, Actinopteri, Syngnathiformes, Syngnathidae. Gene Ontology annotation, molecular function: MAP kinase phosphatase activity; protein tyrosine/serine/threonine phosphatase activity. The record is from RefSeq and is a predicted model, not a curated record. Gene Ontology annotation, cellular component: cytoplasm. The transcript has 3 exons. Bases 464 to 1021 code for a protein of 185 amino acids.